ACUGGCGACCGCCCAUACAAGUGCCAACACUGCGGUGAUCAGUUUGCUCGAAGCGACCUCCUCUCGCGGCACAUCAACAAGUGCCAUGCCUCGGAAAAGCCUCCCACUACCACCGCCCCCUCGCGUAGGAAGGGCACAGCCGCCGCCUCCCGCGCAACCACCUCGAAGCAAGCGUGCGACCAGUGUGUGACCUCGAGUCUCCCGUGCGAUGGAGCCAACCCUUGUGCAAAAUGCGUCCAUCGCAAGUGCCGAUGCACCUACAUCAAGUUCCAUCGCCAAACAGCCCCCGCCGGUCCUGGUCACCCUCUGCCCCAGACGAUGCCUGUCGCGCGACACGCCAUCUCCCUCGGUGCGCCUCGCCUGCCCGACGAGUUCCUCCUCGGGCCCGCCCCGGGCGUCCUCGGUGUCCCCGGCAUGUACAACACUGCUCCUCACUACUCCCUCUACCCCAACGGCUACCAGUCAUCAUUGCCCCCGCUUUCAUCGGCACUCGCCCCGUCGGACAGUCAGAUGCCUCCCAUGCUCCAUCGUGAAGGCCUUGACGGCGCAGACACCAUGGCCCGCAUCCGCGCUCAGGCGGAACUCCUCACUCGUGCUGGUGGCAUGCCAAAUGGUGCGCUCAGUCCUGCACAGCCCGCCUCGUCGGCUGACACGAGCGCCGUCUGGUUUGACCUUUACGCCGUCGCAGCGAGCGCGCAGGGUGGUCAGUAUGACAGGUACAACCCUCCCUCUACCGCCCAGUGGGAGGCACAACGCGUCGACCCCUCCUACAUGGCACGCUCUUCAGGCCAUCAAUCGGUGUCCUUUCCUCCUGGGACCGAACCCACCCUGCAAUCCCACCCUCCCACCGCCAACGCAUACCCCACCGAUAAUGCCGCGUACCACGCGAGCUCCUCCCUCGCCAACCCCUCUGCCUUUCCGUCACACCACACCCACGCGCGCACCGACGACCUGAGCUCGGACGAGUUCGGGAGCGACGCCGGGAGCUCGCACUCGAUCCCCAGCAGCGCGAACUCGAGCAGCGUCCACCUUCCCCUCCCCGCUUUCAACAACAUCCGCACGCGUGAAGGCAGCAAGGACGACUACGACCAGCAGCGGUAUCCUUCAGGGGCGCCCCACGAUGGCGAGGGCCAUUUCUCCUCUGCCUUCGGUCUCAUGAGCCUCGACGACCCGAACGUCCUCGCCGGGCUCGCCGCCGACGGCCAGCCGUUCUUCUCCGGCAUGUCUGGAACUGGGUUUACGCCCGGUGCGAACAACAACUACGCGCUCGCGACGCCCACGCAGGAUCUCCUGGCGCAGCUGAAGAGCGCCGGUGGGCGGGAAGGGAUGGAGAGCAAGGAGAUGCGCGACUUCUGGAAGAUGUAUCUCAAGACGCCGCUCACGGGCCCCAACACGUCUGGCAUCCUCUUUCCCCUCCAGACCCCCACCGGCCCGGGCUCCCAGCUCGGUCAGCACCCGGGCGGAUCCAGGCCCAGCCCCCCACGACGUCACUCGCGCGUCGCCAGCUUGCCCAGCAUGAAGACCCCGCCGCUCUUCACCGACGAACGCCUCGGCUACAACGGGCGGCCGUCGACGGGGGACGCCGAGGCGCACGCGCAACAGCACCAGGGCCAGGCGGGCUACAACUCGACGAUGCGGUCGACGGCGCACGGCGCGGAAGACCUCAAGAGCUACGAGCAGGCGGUGCUCGCGCGCAGGGCGCCGAUGACGCUCAACAUCGCCCCGAAGCGCAAGGGCUCGCUCGCGGUGGCUUCGCCCAGGAGCGCGCACGGGCUCGCGGUGGCCGGCGCGGCGCUCGGGAAAAGUAAGAGCAUGAGCCCCGUCGUCCCCCACGCGCCGUUCUCAAAUAGCCCCCCUUCCGGCGGCGGCGGGAGCAAGAUCUCCGAGCUCCUGAACCGACCCGGGUCUAGCUCGAGCGCAGAGAGAAGCGGAAGCUCCGGCGGCGGCGGGCCCCCGAACGCGGCGUCCAUGGCGAGCUCGUCGCUCGCGCACGCGUUCACCGACGACCCGGGCCAGGCGCACCACUCGCUCACGGAGGCGGGCCUGCGCCCGUCGUUCAAGCGCGGCGCGUCGCAGACGCUCGGCCCCCCGAACGCGAAGCGCGCGCUGCUCAACCCGGCGGGGUGGGAGGAGGAAGACGAAGGGGACGACAGCGCGUCGCCGGCGGCGGACGAGGACGAGGACGGGCAUCCGCCGCCGCCGAUCCGGAUGCCGUACCUCCCUGGGUCGUUCGCGGAUCCUUCGUCGCGGACGGUCGGUCUGUCCGCGCACGCGUCGGGAUGA
Messenger RNA from Epithele typhae, 2283 nucleotides. RefSeq lists its product as uncharacterized. Gene Ontology annotation, biological process: regulation of DNA-templated transcription. The annotation marks the transcript as partial. The record is from RefSeq and is a predicted model, not a curated record. Lineage: Eukaryota; Fungi; Basidiomycota; Agaricomycetes; Polyporales; Epitheliaceae. The transcript is spliced from 3 exons. Gene Ontology annotation, molecular function: zinc ion binding; DNA-binding transcription factor activity, RNA polymerase II-specific.